Musa acuminata AAA Group (dessert banana) is the source of this 857-nucleotide messenger RNA. RefSeq lists its product as uncharacterized. NCBI's taxonomy places the organism in Eukaryota, Viridiplantae, Streptophyta, Magnoliopsida, Zingiberales, Musaceae. The coding region runs from base 151 to 714 and encodes 187 amino acids. The transcript has a single exon. The record is from RefSeq and is a predicted model, not a curated record.
UGCGGCGUCCAAAGCAGCUCAGAUCACCACAUCCUUCUUUAGCGUGACCCACCAAUUCCUGCCUUCUUUUGGUGUCUGGAGGUACUGGUUUCUGCUCACCUCACCACAUCCUUCUCUCUCUUCUCUUUGUCUUCCUCAGCACGGGCAAAGAUGCUCUCCAGCAGCUCAGAUCUCCCCAAGAGCUCCCUGCAGAUAAAGGAGGAUGACAAGUUCUAUGGCAGGUUGCUCUCCAAGGAGAGCUCAGCGGCCAACCGUUCCUUGAGAGCCUACUACGGAGUGGCCACUGUGGCUGUGCCUUUCGUGUGGGAGUCUCAGCCCGGGACACCCAAGCACAGCAGCUCCGCCGCUGCCAUGCCUCCCCUCACACCUCCCCCCUCCUACUUGUACAGCCCCAGGAGCACGAGCUCCACCAAGAACCCCAAAUCCGGCGGCUUCAUCCGCACCAUGCUCCCCAUGCUCAGCCUGAGGAAGGCCAAGGCGCCCAUGGCGUCAUCAUCAUCCUCUUCCUCGUCCGUCUCCUUGUCCUCCUCGUCGGUGUCGUCGUCCCCUUCGUCGUCCGCGUCUGGGCGGUCCAGACACAGCAGAAGGCCAUCGAGCCCGCAGUCGUCGUACUUGUGGUCGAGGGCCGAUGACGAGGGGUCCGACGACGGGUCCCCGACGACGAUCUUGUGCUUCGGUACGCGACACAGGGUUGCCGGCCGGCCAUGCCCAUGAAGAAGGCGCUGCUGCAUGUCAUGUGUGUGGUAGGGAGGCUCAUCAUCUUCCAAACAAGAGAGAGAAUGAUGUGUGAUAGAACAAAGGUGAAAUGGUAAUUUACUCUUCUGAAAAUAAACGUGAGAUUAAUAGUUUGUAUUUGA